UCCAACCAAACGUUUUAACACAACUCUCUGGUCUCUGCUUGCCCUCUCUGUCUUGAUCUCAUUGUCUCUGCUAUCUCUCUUUAUCUGUGUCUCUGUCUGCGUCUGUGUGUGAUUGUGAAACCAGCAACCAUGGUGGUCAAGAAACCCAGAAUCGUGAUUAUAGGAGCAGGAAUGGCAGGGAUUACAGCUGCCCAUAAGAUCUAUAGUGCCACCGCUGCAACAGAGCUCUUUGAGCUCUGCGUUGUGGAAGGAGGAGACAGGAUUGGUGGGAGAAUUCGCACGUCGGAGUUCUGUGGUGACCGAAUUGAGAUGGGCGCCACCUGGAUCCAUGGCAUCGGUGGAAGCCCAAUUCACAAGAUUGCCCAAGAAAUCCAUGCGUUGGAGUCUGACCAGCCAUGGGAGCGCAUGGACGGUUUCGCUGAAGACCCAUUAACCGUCGGUGAAGGUGGGUUUCAGCUUCAACCCUCUAUCGUUGAACCCAUUUUCGCUCUUUACCGGAAUAUGAUGGAGUUCGCUCAGGGGAUGCUAUUUGAAGCAGAAGCCACUGAUAGCAGCAACAAUGGCGGUGUCGAUGUCGAUUACAAGGCAAUUGCAGCUCGAGCUCUUAAAAUGGGUUCCAAUAAGAAGGGUCUCAGCAUUGGUUCUUUUCUUCGACGGGCCAUCGAAGCUUACUGGGCUUCCGUGAAACGGAGAGAUGAUGUCAAAGGGUACGGCAGUUGGAGCACGAAAAUGCUCCAAGAAGCCAUCUUUGCGAUGCACGAGAACACGGAGAGGACUUAUACUUCGGCAGGGGACCUCUCAACCCUGGACUUCAAUGCCGAGAGCGAAUACCGUGGGUUCCCAGGUGAGGAGAUCACCAUUGCCAAGGGAUACUUGAGCAUUGUAGAGUGGCUAGCGUCUGCACUUCCCACGGGUUUGAUCCAACUGGGUAGGAAGGUGAAGAGGAUCCAGUGGCAGCCCGAAGGUCUUGUGAGGUCGUUGGAGAGGGAGAAUAAAGGGGAUUGCAGCAGCAGGAGGCCUGUGAAGCUCUGUUUCGAUGAUGGUUCAGAAAUGGUGGCCGAUCAUGUCAUAGUCACAGUGUCAUUGGGGGUUCUCAAAGCUGGGAUUCGGGAAGAGUCAGGUAUGUUCAGUCCUCCACUCCCCUCCUUCAAAACCGAAGCGAUUUCAAGACUUGGUUUUGGCGUCGUUAACAAGCUAUUUCUGCAAUUGGAUCGAGAAAGCAAGAAUCUUGAACCGUUUCCCUUCCUGGAAAUGGUGUUCCACCGCUCUAAUUCGGACUCAAGAAACCAGAAGAUCCCCUGGUGGAUGCGGAAGACAGCUUCAAUCUGUCCAAUCUACAAGAACUCUAGUGUUAUCCUCUCUUGGUUUGCCGGAGAAGAAGCUCUGGCGCUCGAGUCACUUAAAGAUGAACAGAUUGUAAACGGAGUGUUGACGACUGUAUCUAGUUUCUUGUCCAAUUCCGAGCCCCAAAACCUUGUUAAUUCACCUGAAUACAGCAACGGGACUGUAAAGUUCACUAGGGUUCUAAAGAGCCAAUGGGGAAGCAAUCCUUUGUUUCUGGGUUCUUACAGUUACGUAGCAGUGGGAUCAAGUGGAGACGAUUUGGAUUUAAUGGCGGUGCCACUGCCAUACAUUAACAACAACAGUGAAUGUGUUGGAGAAGCUUCUCCUCUUCAAAUUCUAUUUGCAGGGGAAGCUACACACAGAACACACUAUUCUACAACCCAUGGAGCAUAUUUAAGUGGGGUAAGAGAAGCUAAUAGACUCCUCCAGCAUUAUCACUGUGGUGGUGGAUUUUCAGAGCUCUUUGUAUCACAGUAGAAUUCUGAAAGGACCCCUCAAGUCUCAAUCUUAGCCCAACACCUUGUGAUAAAAUGAGAAACAAAUAGAGAUGGAUUGGGUAUAAUAAUUAUUUUUUUUUUUUCAAUUAAGGAUGUAUUGAAUGUAUUAAAUUAAAGAACCCUCUUUUCGAUUUUUUUUUU
Telopea speciosissima is the source of this 1982-nucleotide messenger RNA. Its product is annotated as probable polyamine oxidase 5. The transcript has a single exon. Bases 130 to 1821 code for a protein of 563 amino acids. Lineage: Eukaryota; Viridiplantae; Streptophyta; Magnoliopsida; Proteales; Proteaceae. Gene Ontology annotation, molecular function: polyamine oxidase activity. The record is from RefSeq and is a predicted model, not a curated record.